AUGCCGCAACCAUUUUACCAUUUCCAGCAAAACAAUAUGAGUGUCUUCAUCUUCCCUAUUUUGGAAGAGUUUAUUGACUACACAGGAACGGACCCUUCUAGUCCUUGCAACAAAUGUUUAAAUGUGUCCUGGGACAGCACACCGCCUUGUACUUGCACCAUCAAUUUCACACUGGAACAUCCAUUUGAGAGCAAUGUAUUCAUGUAUUAUGGACUUUCCAACUUCUAUCAAAAUCAUCGUCGUUAUGUCAAAUCUCGAGAUGACAGCCAGCUCAAUGGAGAUAACACUUCACUACUUAAUCCUAGUAAGGAAUGUGAGCCUUACCGCACAAAUGAGGACAAGCCCAUUGCUCCUUGUGGAGCUAUUGCCAACAGCAUGUUUAAUGAUACUUUGGAAUUAUACCGCAUUGAAAAUAACACAAGGAUUCCUAUUCCUUUGAUUAAAAAAGGCAUUGCAUGGUGGACAGAUAAAAAUGUCAAGUUCAGAAACCCCACAGGAGAUGGAAAUAAUUUAACUGCACUUUUCCAAGGCACAACAAAGCCUAUAAACUGGCCCAAGCCAGUGUAUAUGCUGGACUCAGAGCCUGACAACAAUGGCUUUAUCAAUGAAGACUUCAUUGUGUGGAUGCGCACAGCUGCUCUGCCGACGUUUCGCAAGCUGUAUCGUCUCAUUGAAAGGAAGAAUAAUUUGCAGCCUACCUUGCAGGCUGGAACAUACUCUCUGAAUAUCACAUACAAUUAUCCUGUACACAGUUUUGAUGGACGAAAGAGAAUGAUUCUAAGCACCAUCUCAUGGAUGGGAGGCAAAAAUCCCUUUCUGGGAAUUGCAUACAUCACUGUUGGGUCCAUAUGCUUCUUCUUAGGAGUUGUAUUGCUCAUCAUCCAUCACAAAUACGGAAAUCGAAACACUAGUGCAGACAUUCCCAAUUAAUCUUGCAUUCUGAAAACAAGUAUUCUGCAUGUGCAUCAAGGCCAGUCCAGAAUGGACCCAGUUUUUGAAAGACAAAAUCUCUGCUUCUGUCACUUCUGAGACUGGGUACAUAAUUUUAUCUAAAGCUCUCUUUCCCAUACUGUGGAUUAACUGUUGAAAAUGACGGGUAUACAAUUAGCUAUAUCGAUUGUAUCUCUGCCUACAUCAGAAACAAUAUUUCUGAUACUUGCCUGGAACCAGGCAGGCCACACAAUGCAUAUAGCUCCUGUUCCCUUGAUGCAUCUGCUGCUUGCUCAUGUGCUAUGUAAUGUCAUUGUGAUUCAGGACAUACAGAUUGUGUGGAGAAAGACUGUUAUGAGAUAACUAUAAAUUGUUAACUUUCUGGAAUUCAGGUGUCAGUGCUAUUGAAAGGAAAAGUCAUGUCUUAAAUGUUUUUUUCAAUUUACUGUCUUGUGUGCAUGGGCUUUUACAUUUCUUGCUGAGAUUUUAAUAUAUUUAUAUAAGUUGUUAAAUAUUUUUCCUGUGUCCUACCCACCUCUGUUAUGUUAAAUCCUUUUAAAUGCUGUGUAAA
Molecule: messenger RNA, 1501 nt
Organism: Chaetura pelagica (chimney swift)
Lineage: Eukaryota; Metazoa; Chordata; Aves; Apodiformes; Apodidae
Gene: CDC50A
Product: transmembrane protein 30A
Exons: 8
Coding region: 1-930 (309 amino acids)
Biological process (GO): phospholipid translocation
Cellular component (GO): endoplasmic reticulum; Golgi apparatus; plasma membrane
Source: RefSeq, a predicted model, not a curated record